Pantherophis guttatus is the source of this 1083-nucleotide messenger RNA. NCBI's taxonomy places the organism in Eukaryota, Metazoa, Chordata, Lepidosauria, Squamata, Colubridae. The record is from RefSeq and is a predicted model, not a curated record.
AUGGAGCCUGGGAAACUCUUGGAUGCCCCAUCAGACGCAAGCAGCAUUCCAAAAAACCACCAAAAAACACACGAAUGCUCAGAGUAUGGUAAAUCCUUUGCUGGCCGGUCCCUCCUUUUGACCCACAGGAAGAUCCAUUUCGGAAGUGGGUCCAGUCAAGGUUUGGAGUGUGAGAAAGCCUUCCUUGGAAAAAACUCCAAAGAUCUCGGUAGCCCCUCCAGACUAAAACCCUAUAAAUGUGAUGAAUGCGAGUUAUGCUUUGGUCGAUCGUCAUACCUUCUUACCCAUCAGAAAAUCCACACUGGAGAGAAACCUUAUCAAUGUCUGGAAUGUGGGACGUUUUUCCGUGAAAAAGCCACUCUCAUAAAGCAUGAGAGGACUCACACAGGGGAGAAACCUUACAAGUGUUCGGAAUGUGGAAAGAGCUUUUCUCAUAAGGCAAAUCUUGGUGUCCAUGAGCUGAUUCAUGCAGGAAUCAAACCUCACAAAUGCUUGGAGUGUGGAAAAUGUUUCACACAGAUUUCAUCUCUUCGGAGUCAUGAGAAAACACACAAAGGAGAGAAAAACGAAAAGUGCCUCGAAUGCGGGAAAUGUUUUAUCUUGAAAUCAAACCUGCUGAAACAUCAGAGACUCCACACCGGAAUGAGACCCUAUGAAUGCUCAGAAUGUGAGAAACGAUUCCUAACUUCUUCUGAUCUUCGGAAACACCAAAUAGGGCACAAAGACGAGAAACCAUAUAAAUGUGGGGAGUGUGGGAAAGGUUUUCUUGAACGAAGGAAGCUUGAGAGUCAUGAGAGAAUCCAUACAGGGGAGAAGCCAUUCAAAUGUGUGAAGUGUGGGAUGUGCUUUCCCGAUAAAUACAACCUUGCCAGGCAUCAGAGUGUCCAUACAGGAGAGAAGCCAUACAGAUGCGGAGAAUGUGGAAAAUGUUUUGCUCAAAAGGGAUACCUUUGGGUACAUUAUAAAACCCACACAGGGGAAAAGCCCUUUCAGUGCAAUGAGUGUGGACAAUUUUAUCGUUCCCUAACAACCCUUAAAAAACAUGCAAAACUUCACAUGGGGAACAAAAUUUCGAAUGUUUAG